AUGGCGGAGGCGGCCAAGAUGGCGGAGGCGGCGGCGGAGCUGCUGGAGCGGGCGGCGCGGCGGGACGCGGCGCUGGAGGAGCUGCGGGCCCUGCGGGUCGCCCUGCAGGCCGUGCCGCUCGCCGCCCUCCGCUCCCGCCUCGGCGAGCACCACCUGAGGGCGCUCUUCGGCCUCCUCGCCGUCAAUGACCGGGAACAGGUGUCCGCGUGUGUUUCCAUCCUGGAGAGGCUCCUGCAGGCCCUGGACCCCCUUUACGUGAUCCAGAACCUCAGGGAAGAGCUGCAGAAGGGCCUUUUCCACCCCGAUGACUCUGUGAAGAUCCUCACCAUGUCCCAGGUUGGGAGGAUUGUUGAAGACUCAGCUGCUGUCACAGAGAUUCUGCACAGCCCCGAGCUGUUACAGCAGAUCAUAAACUGCAUUGGUGGGGAGAAAAUAGCAGUGGCCAAAGAGGCCAUUAAAUCUCUGUCAAGGCUAGCCCAGAGCCAGGAGGGUUUGGAGGCUCUGUUUGGGAGCAGCUUGCUGGGUGAGCUGAGGAGUGUCAUGGCCACGAGUGACGUCGUGCGGUACAGGGUCUACGAGUUAAUUGUGGAGAUUUCGUCGGUGUCAGCAGAGUCCCUGAAUUACUGUGCAAACAGUGGGUUAAUCCCUGAGUUAAUUGGGGAGCUGACAGGAGAGGAUGUGCUGGUCAGAGCCACGUGCAUAGAGAUGCUGACCUCGCUGGCCCACAGCCCCCAGGGCCGGCAGUACCUGGCUCAGCAAGGAGUCAUCGACAGAAUCUCCAACAUCAUCCUGGGGGCAGAGUCAGAUCCCUUCUCCAGCUUCUAUCUGCCAGGAUUUGUUAAAUUUUUUGGCAAUCUGGCUGUUGUAGACAGUCCCCAGCAGAUCUGUGAGCGCUACCCUGUCUUUAUGGAAAAAGUCUUUGAAAUGGCAGAAAGUCAGGAUCCAACCAUGAUUGGAGUGGCUGUGGACACACUGGGAAUCCUGGGAUCAAGUGUGGAAGGCAAACAGGUUUUGCAGAAAACUAGAAGUAGAUUUCAAAAUCUCUUAAGCAAAAUAGGGCACCAGGCCAAGAAUGCCCCCACCGAGUUACGGCUUCGGUGCUUGGAUGCGAUUUCAUCCCUGCUUUACUUGCCUCCAGAGCAGCAGACAGAAGACCUUCUAAGAAUGACUGAAUCCUGGUUCACAUCCUUGUCCAGCCAGCCCCUGGAGCUGUUCAGGAGCAUCAGUACUCAGCCAUUCCCUGAUCUCCACUGUGGGGCUUUACGGGUGUUUACUGCCAUUGCAAAUCAACCAUGGGCCCAGAAGCUGAUGCUGAGCAGCCCAGGGUUUGUGGAGUACGUUGUGGACAGAUCUGUGGAGCCUGACAAAGCUUCAAAGGAUGCUAAAUACGAACUGGUGAAGGCCCUGGUGAACUCCAAAACCAUUGCAGAGAUCUUUGGCAAUCAGUACUACCUGAGGCUCAGGGCUUACCUGCACGAGGGCCCCUAUUAUGUUAAGGCAGUUUCUACUACAGCUGUGGAAGGAGCAGAAUAAUCCUUCCUUCAAUAGUCCUUGGUGUCUGGGGUCCCCCUCCUGCAGAACACAGUCCUGGCACAGGUGUUGAGGUACAAGGUGUAAAAACUCUCCACACUGGAGGUUGUCUCUUUAAAGGAAUGUGAAGAUGUUUUGACUCUAUUUGAAAAGAGUCAGGAGAGUAAAUUACAGGUUAUUUGAUAUUUCCCCCUAAAAUGUCAUGGCAGAAGUUCCCUGUGUGCUUCAUGAGGCAGGUAACCCAGGUGAGCACUUAGCAGCUGCUGACUGUGUUUUAUUUGGCAGAAUUUAUCAGUGUUUGUUUAAAUUGUUCUUGUGUUUGGAGUUUAUGUUGUGUUUUCCCAGUAGGUUACAGUUCAGUUAAAAAAAAAACACCAAAACACCUCAAGGUUUGUAACCUCAAAUGCUGCCAUAAUUUCUAUUCUUUUUUAAUUCGUUUUUUUACCUGCCAAAGUUGGCACUUGCAUGGAACACUCUGUUCUGUCAGAAUCCUGUUGUUGAAUAAGUGACACUGUCCACAUGAGGGAGUAUGGACUGGAUUCUCUUGUUUUCAGCCUGCUGGAUGUGAGUCUUGCUGGAAUAAAUAAUCCUAAAUAUUGUUUACAUUUUUUGCUGAGGAUUAAAAAAAAAAAAAAGUUUUUAACCCUUUUGAAAAGAAAUCAAUGCACUCUGUAGGGAUCAAACCCACCUGGGAGCUUUGUACUCCUUGUUGGCUCUGCUGUGGGGUGGCAGCUCAGUUUUUUGGGUGGAGCACUACAAGGAUAUUUCAGAACCAAAUCUUGAAUUGUUUACACUUUUUUUUUUUAAGAGAGAUACAAUUUUUUAAAGUGUUAUUUAAAGCAAUGUAUUUUAGUUAGCUGAGUUAGACUAAAAGGGGUAAGAACAUGGAGCUCUUGUGUUGAAGGGAGUGAAUGAACUGGGAGUAUGGAAAAGUGGCAUCUUAGGAAGUUGGACUCUUCUUUUGAAGAUGUCAGAGCUGGGGGAGAGAAUCAGGAGUGGCUGGGCACUCCAUGACAUGUGAUGUGUCUUUGCCCAUAAACAGAGACCACAGGGUACUUUCUAUCAAAGCCUUGCAUUCUUUUUGUUGAGGGGGAGCAGAAUAAAACAUGAAAUUAUUACUACUUUGGGGCUUCUUUCAGUAAUGUGUCAGCCAGGUGUAACUCUGGGGAGUACUGGCCCCAUGUCCCUGUGCUGCCAGGGGAAGCAGGAGGAUCCUGUCCUGCAGUAACUCUGGUUUUGCCUGUGGCAGGUGGAGGUGCAGCUGGCAUUGCCUGCCAAAAAGUGCUGCCCAGGAGGGCUCAGAGGAGCUGGGGGAGAUCCCUUAAUGUUUGCUAAGCUGUCUAAAUGCAGGUGAGGUGCCUUGUUGCUCACAACCCAAGAUGUCCCCGAGUUGUCAUCCUGCAUCCCAAUGCUGCUGCUUUUAUCCUAAAUGUGCCCAAUAAAGAUCUGCCAGUGAGAAAUGCACUGCAGUGUCUUGUGACUGGAGAGAGCACAGGAGCUUCAUGAAUCCUGCAUUCAGCAAACACAUUAAAGCACUAAAAAGGAGAUAAAUGAAUGUCAAAGUCCUUAGCUUGCACUAGUUCUGGGCAGUUCACCUCUGUUGUUUUAGGUUGCUUUGUGUGCUGGUGGCUCUGUACAAGCCAUAUGCUGAAAUGUCAGUAAAAGAAAUCAAUAUAUAAACCUGUUCUGCAAUUCAUGAGCCUCUUCCAUGUGUGUUUUCAGCUGGUGCUUUUGAAGGCUACUCCGUGUGCUGAGUAUUUAGCAUCUGCUUUGCAUGGUACAUUUGCCAAAGACAAUAUUUUAGAAUGUGCAGAGAUGCCAAACAAGGGGAUUUUUUAAAUGUAUACACAUAUGCUUUAUUUUGUUGAGCUUUGAGCUCAGUGUUGAUUGAUUAAUUGAUCACUUUCCCCUUAUUACUCAGAAGCAGUUCCCUGCCCAUUCUGUACAUUGCCAUAUGGAUUACAUGCUGCUGCUGUAUCUGAUAUAAAUGACAAUUCUGAA
This is a messenger RNA of Vidua macroura (Pin-tailed whydah), 3531 nucleotides long. It is a transcript of the gene PSMD5, whose product is annotated as proteasome 26S subunit, non-ATPase 5. Bases 1 to 1533 code for a protein of 510 amino acids. Gene Ontology annotation, cellular component: cytosol. NCBI's taxonomy places the organism in Eukaryota, Metazoa, Chordata, Aves, Passeriformes, Viduidae. The record is from RefSeq and is a predicted model, not a curated record. Gene Ontology annotation, biological process: proteasome assembly. The transcript has 10 exons.